Molecule: messenger RNA, 1239 nt
Organism: Metschnikowia bicuspidata var. bicuspidata NRRL YB-4993
Lineage: Eukaryota; Fungi; Ascomycota; Pichiomycetes; Serinales; Metschnikowiaceae
Gene: SSF1
Product: rRNA-binding ribosome biosynthesis protein
Exons: 1
Coding region: 1-1239 (412 amino acids)
Biological process (GO): rRNA processing; ribosomal large subunit assembly
Cellular component (GO): preribosome, large subunit precursor
Molecular function (GO): rRNA binding
Source: RefSeq, a predicted model, not a curated record
AUGGCCAAGAGAAGAGUCAAGAAAAGAACGCACCAGGGGCCCAACCCAGAGGAGGUGGCCAAAAUCCCAAAGUCGAUGGUGCUCGCCCUUGGGGCGUCGCUCAAGAACCGCUCAUUGGCUCAGCUAGUGAAGGAUUUCAGGCUCGUCAUGGAGCCCCACACAGCCAUCAAGUUGCGCGAGAGAAAGGCAAACAAGUUGAAGGAUUUCGUGGUCAUGUCCGGCCCAUUAUCGGUGUCAGACCUCUUUGUGUUCAAGCAGUCGCAGACGUCCGGAAACGUCUCGCUUAGAGUCGCCAAGAUGCCCAAGGGCCCCAGCUUGCAGUUCAAAGUGAACUCUUACUCUUUAAUGAAAGACGUGCGCCGCAUUUUAAAGCAUCCCAAAUCCGCCGGCAGGGCGUCUGCGGCGUUCAAGCAGCCACCUUUGCUCGUGAUGAACGGGUUCUCGCGUAAAGUGCGCGAGAUGGAGAACCACGAGAAAUUGAUGAUCACGAUUUUCCAGAACCUCUUCCCGCCAAUCCAGCCGCAGAAGACCAGGGUCGGCAGUAUCCAGCGUGUAUUAUUGAUCAACAAGAUGGAAAAUGGCGAGAUCGAAAUGAGGCACUAUGCCAUCAGCACCAAGUUGGUCGAGGAGUCCCGUAACAUCAAAAAGUUGAUCAACUCUCAUCACAACAAAACAAAGAGUCUCCCUAACUUGACCAAACAUACUGACAUUUCCGACUUGGUACUAGACCCGUAUGCCGUGGGUGGCCUAACGUCGGAUUCCGAGGUCGAGGACGAUGCUGUGGUCGAGAUCCAAAACACGCAGGAACACAGUUUAAAGAAAAAAGCGGUGGAAGAGCCGCCAGCAUCGGCCACAAGAAAAAGAGCCAUCAAGUUGCAAGAAUUGGGUCCGCGGAUCAACAUGAGCUUGGUGAAGAUCGAGGAAGCCAUUUUGGGCUCAUCGAAAACCAUCUACCACGCAAACAUCCAUAAGCUGAAGGAAGAGGAAAAGGCGCUUGAAAAGAAACAUCAAAUCAAGUUCAAGGAGAAGGCCGAGAGACGUGCGGUGCAGAAAGCUAAUGUCGACGCCAAACAAGCCAAAAAGGACGCGAAGAAAGCUCGCAAAUUGGCCCGGAAGAAUGGUGAGUCUGCGACACAGGAUUCGGGCGACGAGGACAAUUCUGGUGACAGUGACAAUGAGCCGCAAAUCAACCCAAGCGACUACGACAACGACAGUGAUUUGUUCAGUGACGUGGAGUAA